AUGGAUUUGGAAGCAGGCGAGUCGCCUACCAACUUGGACGCUCGCGCCAAUCCAUUCGAGCCUCGAGCUGUUCAACGCUCCAUCUCGCUGCCCUUUGCGUUUUCUCCUGGCUUGUUUUUUGCUGUCGGUUCUCCGCGUCGCAUGGUAUCCUCAGAUGAUACCUCCCAUGUCUACCCUCGCCAUGUUCCUCACUCCAUUGAAUCCUGCCAUGCGUGCCUGUCUGGUUCUACCCCUGAGCAUGAUGUCGGACACCAAGCUGUGUCUCUGCAAGGGAAUGGAAACGGCAUCAUCAGCCCCCCUCCCACAUUUGACCCUUUUGUUACCCCUCAAAGCUCUAUAGCCGGAGGAUCUACUGUCACCCCCCACCCUGUGCAAGGUAACCCAUUUUCACAUGAGGCAGUCGCAGCAGUUGCUGCUUCGAUGGGAGGAGCUGCCUUCUUUUCAGGACAAACAGGAUUCCAACAACCCGUUCAGUACCAUCUUUACGCGCCCGUUGGGCCUCAUAGCCAGAAUAUUUUGGGAUACCAGCGAAACGUUCACGACCUUUUCUUACCAAACGAUCUAAGAGAAGAGCUACAAAAGAGAUCGGCCGCCACUUUACAAACUUUACCAAAUUCAUCAUUACCAGCACAUGUGGACCAUUUCCACUCCUUGGUCCCUCUUGAUUUGACUCAUCAAAAAAAUGCCGCCAUGUUUGGUUUCCCGAGUUGGGUCUACAAGGCGCAGUCGAACAAAGAUGGAAACUUCUACGUGCUCCGUAGACUUGAAGGAUACCGUUUAACGAAUGAAAAGGCCAUAAGAUCUGUUCAGGCCUGGAAAAGAAUAUUGAACGGCAGUGUAGUGACUGUCCACGAUGCCUUCACCACCCGCGUGUUCCAAGACAGCUCGCUCAUUUUCGUCAUGGAUUAUCAUCCCUUGUCCAAGACACUUGCGGAGCAACAUUUGGGCGCAGGCAAUCGCUAUGCAGCACGCAGUAACGGACACAUCCAGGAACAGGUUAUGUGGAGCUAUGUCACACAGAUUGCUUCGGCAUUGAAAGCAAUUCAUAGCAGCGGCCUUGCGGCCCGGAUCAUCGAUGCCAGCAAGAUCCUUCUGACGGGCAAGAAUCGAAUCCGACUAAAUGCGUGUGCAAUCAUGGAUGUAGUACAGCAUGACACACAACGAUCUGUACAAGAUUUGCAGCUGCAGGAUCUAGUCAACUUCGGUCAACUGAUGCUCAAUCUUGGAGCUAGUGCAGCAGGCGCCGUGGGAAGCCCGGCGAAGUCAAUGGAGCAUUUCGCUCGUGCUUACAGCCCGCAGCUAAAAAACUCUGUAUUUUGGCUGUUGAAUGGACUGCAAAAGGAUCAAGAGCACAGCAUUGAUAUAUUCAUCAGUGGCAUAUCAGCCCAAUUAAUUUCCACGUUCGACUCGGCACUGCACAUGGAUGACCAACUUACUUCGGAUCUGAACCGGGAACUAGAGAAUGGACGGCUUGUCCGACUGAUCACCAAAUUAAACUUCGUCAACGAAAGACCGGAAUAUGAACACGAUCGUCAGUGGUCGGAGAAUGGGGAACGAUAUUUUCUUAAGCUUUUCCGAGAUUACGUGUUUCAUCAAGUGGAUGCUCAAAAUAACCCGGUGGUAGAUCUUGGACAUGUGUUGGUUAGUCUGAACAAGCUCGACGCGGGCACCGAAGAAAAGGUGACUUUGAUCAGUCGAGACGAGCAGAGCUGUUUCGUAGUCAGCUACAAGGAGCUCAAGAAGGCUCUUGAAUCAUCAUUCCAGGCGCUGUUGAAACCAGCGAGACGGAUCCACUAA
This is a messenger RNA of Talaromyces atroroseus, 1797 nucleotides long. RefSeq names its product PAB-dependent poly(A)-specific ribonuclease subunit pan3. Gene Ontology annotation, cellular component: PAN complex; P-body. Gene Ontology annotation, biological process: protein phosphorylation; mRNA processing; nuclear-transcribed mRNA poly(A) tail shortening. The transcript is spliced from 3 exons. Bases 1 to 1797 code for a protein of 598 amino acids. Gene Ontology annotation, molecular function: protein kinase activity; ATP binding; poly(A) binding. NCBI's taxonomy places the organism in Eukaryota, Fungi, Ascomycota, Eurotiomycetes, Eurotiales, Trichocomaceae. The record is from RefSeq and is a predicted model, not a curated record.